CUUUAUUUGUAGAACACUACUAGAGAGAUGUUGAAAGGCUUAGUGAAUACGUUGUCAGGGAUAAAUGGGGAUGGGAAGAAGAUUAAAGGAAAAGUAGUGUUGAUGAAUAAGAAUGUUCUAGACUUCAAUGACAUUGGGGGAUCACUUCUUGAUAAUCUUCAUGAAUUGGUUGGUCAAUCUGUCACUCUGCGUCUCAUCAGCUCCGUCCAUUCCGUCUAUGCAGGAAAUAAGUUGAAGGGAAAGGUGGGAAAAGCGGCAGGGCUAGAAAGAUGGAUCACAACAAUCCCAUCUUUGAAACCGGGAGAUUCAACGUACGAGGUGACAUUCGAUUGGGAUGAAGAGAUCGGAAUCCCAGGCGCAUUCCUGAUAAAGAACUCCCACUUCACUGAAUUCUUCCUCAAAACCCUAACUCUGGAGGGUGUCCCCGGCCACGAGCACGCCCCCAUUCACUUCGUCUGCAACUCUUGGGUCUACCCUUCUAACAAGUACAAAUCGGACCGCAUCUUCUUUUCUAAUCAGGCCUAUCUUCCUUCCCAAACUCCACCUCCACUAGUGCCAUACAGAGAGGAGGAACUCCUCAUCUUGCGAGGAGAUGGAACCGGAGAGUUGAAGGAAUGGGAUCGAGUCUAUGACUACGCUUAUUACAAUGAUUUGGGCAAUCCUGAUAUCAGUAAGGAGUCCGCCCGACCCGUUCUUGGUGGAUCAUCCCAGUAUCCUUAUCCUCGUAGGGGCAGAACUGGCAGGCCUCCUACUCGCUCAGAUCCCAACACUGAGAGUAGGAUCCCACUGCUUAUGAGCUUGGAUAUUUACGUUCCAAGAGACGAGCGCUUUGGCCAUCUGAAGCAGUCUGAUUUUCUUGGUUAUGGCCUCAAAUCCAUUACCCAGUUCCUUCUGCCAACUCUCACGGACUUAUCUUCCACCAUUAGCAACGAGUUCAAGAGCUUUGAAGACGUCCUUCAGAUUUAUGAGGGAGGAUUUAAAUUGCCGGAAGGGCCUCUCCUUGAGAACCUAUUCAACAAUGUGCCUUCAGAGCUUUUCAAGCAGAUUCUUCCAAGAGAUGAUGAGGGCUUCUUCAAGUACCCAAUGCCUGAUAUUAUCAAAGCGGACAAGACUGCAUGGAGGAAUGAUGAAGAGUUUGCUAGAGAAAUGGUAGCAGGGAAGAACCCAGUCAAUAUUAGUCGUCUGCAGGAGUUUCCUCCCAAGAGCAAUCUUGACACUCAACUAUAUGGGAACCAAAGUAGCAAGAUAACAUGGGAUCAUAUCAAGAAUAAAGUGGAUGGGCUCACUCUUGAGAAGGCAUUGGGAACAAACCGACUAUUCAUACUGAACCAUCACGACUCGCUGAUGCCGUAUCUGAGGAGGAUCAACAGCACCAAAACAAAAAUGUACGCCACAAGGACUCUGCUUUUCUUGCAGAACGACGGGAGUUUGAGGCCCUUGGCUAUUGAGCUCAGCCUCCCACAUCCGGAUGGGGAUGAACACGGAGCUGUGAGUCAGGUGUACACUCCCGCACAAGACGGUGUUGAGGGUUCAAUUUGGCAGUUGGCCAAGGCCUAUGUCGGAGUCAGUGAUUCUGGACUUCAUGAGCUCAUCAGUCAUUGGUUGAAUACCCAUGCUGCAAUAGAGCCGGUGGUGAUUGCAACGAACAGACAGCUGAGCGUGAUGCAUCCCAUUCAUAAGAUUUUGAAUCCUCACUUCCGCGAUACAAUGAACAUCAAUGCUUUGGCGCGACAAGUCUUGGUCAGUGCUGGAGGAAUUAUUGAAGAGAUCAUCUUCCCUGGUCGAUAUGCCAUGGAGCUAUCUUCCUUCAUAUACAAGGACUGGAGUUUCCCUGAUCAGGCACUCCCGGCUGAUCUACUCAAAAGAGGCAUGGCUGUGGAAGAUCCAAACUCCCCACACGGAAUCCGCUUGGUUAUGGAGGACUAUCCAUACGCAGUGGACGGCCUCCAAAUCUGGUCGGCUAUAAACACAUGGGUGGAUGACUACUGCAAUGUGUACUAUCCUUCUGACGAGGCUGUGAUGGAAGACACUGAGCUACAAUCAUGGUGGAAGGAGAUUCGGGAGAAGGGGCACGGUGACAAGAAGGAUGCCCCGUGGUGGCCUAAAAUGCAUACCCGCAAGGACCUCAUAGACUGUUGCACCAUCAUAAUUUGGACUGCAUCUGCGCUCCAUGCAGCGAUCAACUUCGGGCAGUACCCCUAUGGGGGGUACAUGCCCAACCACCCCACCGUGAGCCGACAGCUCAUGCCCGAGCCUGGCAGCAAGGACUAUGAGUUGUUGAAGACUGACCCUGACAAAGUGUUCUUGAAAACCAUUAUGUCGAGGCUGCAGAUGUUGCUAGGAGUUGCCGUGAUCGAGAUCUUGUCGAGGCAUGCCUCAGAUGAGAUAUAUCUCGGGCAGAUGGACACCCCGGUGUGGACCAAGGAUGAAGAGGCGUUGGCGGCGUUUGAAAGGUUUGGGAAGGAGUUGAGUGGGGUGGAAAAGAAGAUCGUGGAGAUGAAUGUUGAUGGGAAGUGGAAGAAUAGAGUUGGGCCUGCCAAGCUGCCUUAUACCUUGUUGUAUCCUACGAGUGAGGAGGGAUUAACGGGUAGAGGGAUUCCUAAUAGUAUCUCUAUUUGAUGUCUUUAAUUUGAUUUCACUCGUGCUAGUCUGGGAUUUCUUCUUGUUGCCACUUGUUAAAUAAAUGGAUUCUAGAUCCAGCAAGUAUUGUAAUAAUUUAUUUCAUGUUUUGUUUUCGUCACGCCUUGUGAUACGGACUCGAUGGAGAGCAGCCGUGGAUCACGUCACAGCCCCGAUCACAGUCAUCAUCUCUACUUACACAGCCGGCGUCGAACGCAGGCCGACCGCAAAGGACGUGAGGUCCACCCAAGUGAUAUGGAGACUAUUUUAUUAUUUUAUGUAAUUUUAUUUCCUAUUGAGUCGAGCACAAUUAGAAGCUUCUUUCCGGGUUUUCUUGACGGUUCUUUCCCGGAUCGUAUUUGGUGUCGAACCGCCUAGGGUCCUAUAUAUAUCUCUUGUUUCGUUCAUUAUGAAAUAAGAAAGAAUUAUAAUAAAUCUCUUAUUCUUUCUCU
Salvia hispanica is the source of this 3071-nucleotide messenger RNA. Its product is annotated as putative linoleate 9S-lipoxygenase 5. Lineage: Eukaryota; Viridiplantae; Streptophyta; Magnoliopsida; Lamiales; Lamiaceae. The record is from RefSeq and is a predicted model, not a curated record. Gene Ontology annotation, molecular function: metal ion binding; oxidoreductase activity, acting on single donors with incorporation of molecular oxygen, incorporation of two atoms of oxygen; protein binding. Gene Ontology annotation, biological process: lipid oxidation.